Hyalella azteca is the source of this 1549-nucleotide messenger RNA. Its product is annotated as postacrosomal sheath WW domain-binding protein. The record is from RefSeq and is a predicted model, not a curated record. Lineage: Eukaryota; Metazoa; Arthropoda; Malacostraca; Amphipoda; Hyalellidae. The coding region runs from base 188 to 595 and encodes 135 amino acids. The transcript is spliced from 3 exons.
UCCUCUGUAUGGCGCUCGAUCAACGAGACUACCAUUGCUACGCUGCUAUGCUUCACUGGCGAUCUUCAGCUUAUUUAUCUUCUUAUUUGCUGCGAUCCACGCCAUCACGAACGGUUAUGAAGUUUUCCCAAUCGCCCUCCUCUUCACUGCAUCGAUUUGGCAGUUCUUUUCAACGGUCUUUGUCAUCAUGUACCGCAGAAUUAUUAUAUCACAAAUGCCUCUACCCCGCGUUGUGUUGGCCACGCCGUACGUCAUAACCACCCCUCACUUCGACCAAGCUGCCGUCGAUCCAAAUUCAAUGUCCGGAGUCUAUCCUCAUGCAGGGGUUACCUACGGUGUUUCCUACACGAUCCCUCCUUCUUCAUAUGGCGCCCCUGCUCCUUCAUACGACGCCCCUCCUCCUUCAUACGACGCCCCUUCUCCUUCAUACGACGCCCCUUCUCUUUCAUACGGCGCCCCUCCUCCUUCAUACGACGCCCCUUCUCCUUCAUACGGCGUAGCUGCAUCACAGUCCAGUCCUUCGGCAGACGGCGCCUCUCCGAACCCGUACCCACCAGCGGGAGAUGUGGAACCACCGUCGAAACAUGCAGCUUAAUCCGAGACUGUAAAAUCGUCCCCUGUUACAUGUGAUUCGUGGUUCUAUGGCUGUCUGUGCUGCUCAGACACGCUCACCCCUUACUCGGAUUAGGUAGUUACUGCAUCGUAAGUGCGUGUCACUAGGAGCCUAUGUCUCUCUCACUAUAGGAGCGUAUAUAGUACAUAUGUCUCUACUCCAUUGACACUAUUUGCCUUGUACAAUGUUUGUUGGACUGUGGCUCACUGUGCUUCGCUUCCUGCCUUCCCAUCACUCCAUUGUUGCUUCCUUCAGGAGUGCCGUAUGAGGAGUUCCGGACGUAUUAUUACCAGGAAGAGCGGUUGUCAUCUCUGUUCCGCGACCUCAUCUAUACCUCAUCCUAAUCACAUCCCCGCCUUCAAUCUUCAUCUCACUAGCUAUCUCUCAACCUCUUUUGGAGGCCUUUUAUCCCUCAACUUCAGGACCCUAACCCGAUCCUAUACAACUUAGAAAGUUGACCAAAUAAUAUAUAUCAACCAAAUAACCGAGAGCCAUUCACAAUACUUUUAAGAGCUACAAUAGGGUUAGCAAAGUGUUAUAUCGACCCUUGAUUCGAUAAAUAAAUGGAGAGCGGAAGAGAAUCAAUUAAUGAAAAUAAAAAGUACCGAUUAUGAUUUUUCAAGGCAGUGUAACCAACUCACCUUCUCACCAGACAACAUUCACUAACAAUAACAACAGUUCGAAGGAUCAAAAUGACUAGCAUCAUAGCCCCUACAUAUCCUCCAACUUGUAAAUAACACAACUCUUCACCAACACAACCUUGAGGCCUGUCAACUGCACCAGCAUGUCAGUUUUCUUACCGCGAUUAUAUGUGCAGAUAUGCAGACAACGCAGGCGGCCCGACCUUAAUCCCUAUGAGGGUUCUUAACAAUGAAGGCAACCAAUAACUCUCCUCCUAAAUAAGAUACAAGUCUGAAAUUUGGAAUGGUGAUCUGG